UGCAUAAACAACGCUUGCCUGGUUUCAUUCUGCCACUGGGUUGGACGGCAAGAAUCCUUUUAAAAUGGCGCAAGCUGGGGUUUUCCUGGAGCACGACCAGUUCAACUGUUCCAUUUGUCUGGAUGUCUUAAAGGACCCUGUGACUAUCCCAUGUGGACACAGUUAUUGUAAAGGCUGCAUUAAAGGCUACUGGGACCAGGACGACUAUCUGGGGAUCUAUGGCUGUCCUCAGUGCAGGCAGAGCUUCGCUCCCAGACCCAUGCUGGGCAGGAACACAAUGCUGGCAGAUGUGGUGGAGAAACUGAAGAAGACAGGGCUCAACCCUGGACUGACAGAGUCUGAUCUGACCCAAGCCGAACCCGGGGAGGUGGAGUGUGAUGUGUGCUCUGGGACAAAAAACAAAGCCUUUAAAUCCUGCCUGGUGUGUCUGGCGUCUUACUGUGAGACCCACCUUCAGCCCCACUACGAGUCUCCUGCCUUUCAGAAACACAAGCUGGUUUCUCCUUCAAAGAUGAUUCAAGAUCAGCUCUGCUCUCGCCAUGAGAAGCUCCUGGAGGUGUUCUGCCGCACUGAUCAGCAGUGCAUUUGUUAUCUUUGUUUAACUGAUGAACACAAAGGACACGACACUGUUCUAGCUACAGCAGAGAUGAAUGAGAAAAAGAAUGCUCUGGCGGAGAUGCAGAGGAUUUCCCAGCAGAGGAUUCAGGAGAGAGAGAAGGAGCUGGCCGACCUGAGAGAGGCGACACAGAUGCUCACUCUCUCCGCACAGACGGCCCUCGAGGAGAGCGAGCGCAUCUUCACAGAGCUGGUGUGCUCCAUAGAGCGCCGGCGAGCUGAAGUGACGGAGCUGAUCCGGGGUCAGGAGAGGGCGGCAGUGAGCCAAGCUGAAGCACUCCUUCAACAACUGGAGCAGGAGAUAACAGAGCUGAAGAAAAGACACGCUGAACUAGGAGAGCUCUCGCAAACAGAGGACCAUAUCUCCUUCCUUCAGAACUGCAGGUCUCUGUGUGCUCAGCCUGUGCUUGCUGACUUGCCAAACAUCACCUCUGACCCAAAUUUUGGAUCCAUGAUGGCGGCGCUGACAGAGUUCCAGGCUCUCCUCGACGACGUCUGCCAGGGAGGAUUUGUCAAUAUCUCAGAGAAAGUGAAUCAUGUUACUAUUAUUGAGAGCACCAAACCAAAGACAGAUUCAGAGUCCAUUACAGCUUCAUCACCGCUCUUUGGUCAGCCUGUACAGAGCCCGUUUACCAUGAGCGUCCCGACAAUUACUGUGUUUCCAUUCUCAUCAUUCGGAUCCAGACCACAAGGUUCUCGUCAGAGACUGCAGUCACGUAGGAGGCGAAGGUAGCUUUAAGAUCGUCCUGAGAAAUGCCUGAUUAGAAUUCAGUCAAAAGGCCAAAGUCGGUUUGUGGUAGUGUUUUGGAACAUGUACAUUUUCAUGGUUGAAAAAAAAAAAAGUAAAGCUACAGUAUAUUAAACGCUAACUCUUAUUACUAAAUAAGACAGAAAUGUAAAUGCAGAUGCGUUUCAGUGUCUACCAUCCAAGUCUCAAUGGUAUAAACUUUAAAUUUAUGUUAAUCUGUAUAUCUUACAAUUACAGAUGUGUUUGGAGUGAAAGUUGCAAUAUUAUGUGAUCAAAACUUUUAAAAUAUUUGCCUGUUGAUUAAGCUAUGAUUAUAGUAUUUUCUCAAGUAUUAGUUAAACACAUUAUAGUGUUAUACUUGUGUAAAUGAUUAGUGUUUUAUUCACUGACGCUGUCUCUCUAUUAACAGAUGUUCAUUUAAUCUUUAUACUGUAUGUUUGAGAUGUAUUUGUGUGUAUUAAACAUUGUUUAAUUGCAAGAAUUUUUAAAAUAAGGUUGUUCAAUACUUAUUUCUCAUA
Carassius carassius (crucian carp) is the source of this 1881-nucleotide messenger RNA. Its product is annotated as E3 ubiquitin/ISG15 ligase TRIM25-like. Lineage: Eukaryota; Metazoa; Chordata; Actinopteri; Cypriniformes; Cyprinidae. The transcript has 7 exons. Gene Ontology annotation, molecular function: zinc ion binding. The record is from RefSeq and is a predicted model, not a curated record. The coding region runs from base 65 to 1348 and encodes 427 amino acids.